AUGGGGAAUUCAGGUAAGAAACAAAAAGCUCAUCUUUCAACCUCAUCUGUAGCCCAGGCUGUGGCCCAGACCAACGCCUAUUAUGGUGGCCAGGCCCCAGGGGCCACCCAAGUGCUGUUUGUUAAUGGGGAUGCAGACCCCUGGCAUGUGCUAAGUGUAACACAGCCUUCGGGACCCUCUGAGCCAGCCCUCCUCAUCCCUAGUGCCUCACAUUGUUUGGACAUGGCACCUGAGAGACCAUCAGACUCCCCUAGCCUCCGCCUUGCGCGACAGAAAAUCUCCCAGCAGCUGCAGACCUGGCUUGGGCUGGCAAAGGAGAGCCAGGGUAGGGGUGCUGUCUGAACCCUACACCCUCACCGACUCCAGGAGGGCCACUUCAGUCCUGGAUGAGAGGGCAGCUUGUUCUGAAAGAAGAAAUUCCCAGGAAUUCACACUCAGCACCUGUCCUGCAAAAAACCAUCCCGUGUCUGCAAACAUCCUACUCCUGAUUCAAAGUGCUUUGUUACAAAGAGUUAUAUAAAUUCAGUGAUU
This is a messenger RNA of Odocoileus virginianus texanus, 531 nucleotides long. Lineage: Eukaryota; Metazoa; Chordata; Mammalia; Artiodactyla; Cervidae. The record is from RefSeq and is a predicted model, not a curated record.